Diatraea saccharalis (sugarcane borer) is the source of this 1335-nucleotide messenger RNA. The record is from the annotation of a GenBank genome assembly. NCBI's taxonomy places the organism in Eukaryota, Metazoa, Arthropoda, Insecta, Lepidoptera, Crambidae.
GUGUACUUCUUUCAGUCCAUUUAGUAGUAUUGGGUGUAUUAUUGAAAAUGUUAAUAAAAUCAAUAUUAAUAAAUAUCGUGGUAGCAAUUGUGUCUACGCAGGAGCUUCGUUAUGACAACUAUGCAUUGUAUAAGGUACACCCUCGGAAUGAAAGAGAUAUUGAAUACCUCAAUAAAGUUGAAAAAGAGAACCAGGGAUUAGAUUUCUGGAAGACUGUGAGGCGCGUUGGCGACUAUGCAAGUGUUGUGGCACCUCCAGAACUGAGACACAAGUUCGAACAUCUAAUGUCAAAACGGAGUAUUCGAUCGGACUUAAUGUUGACUAAUAUUCAAGAUGCCCUUGAAGCCCAAACGUACAGUCGGAGAAAGCGAGAUAAUAACAUGCUCUGGACAGUAUAUCAAACUAUAGAAGAUAUAUACGCAUGGUUUUACGACCUGGCAUCACAACAUAGUUUUGUUUCUUUAAUACAACUUGGAACUACUUAUGAAGGCAGAAACAUUACUGGCAUUAAAAUAUCAAGAGGUUCGAGUGGUCAAAAUAUUAUACUAGAGGGUGGCCAGAUUGGAGCUGAUUGGUUAUCUCCAACCGUCUUGACAUACAUCGUUAACCAGUUGAUUGAAGGUGAAGACCCUGAUGCGAUAAUUGCAGCACGUGAUUUCGAUUGGCAUAUUUUUCCUAUCCUAAACCCAGAUGGACAUAAAUUUUCAGACGACUCGGUUAGACUUUGGACCAAAAAUAGGAGACCAACUGUGGGAACGAAUUUGGGUGUUGAUCUCACCAAGAAUUGGAAUUCUCAAUGGGGAAUCAUUGGUGCUAGCUUUGAUCCAGCUUCAAACAAUUAUGCUGGAAACGGUCCUUUCACCGAAAUAGAGACUCGAUCUUUGUCGCGGUAUAUUGAAUCACUGUAUCCGUCGGUAGUGGCGUACCUGUCCUUCAGGGGUUUUGGACAGAGGUUCUUGAUUCCUUUCGCACAUUCCACUGCGCCUAUGUACAAUUACGUGGAUAUGUUGACGCUUGGAAGGAGAGCUAUGGGAGCUUUAGCAGGAAGGUAUGGUACACAGUAUCUAGUCGGGACCUCUGCACAGGUUCACGAUGGCAAUACAGGAAAUGUCGCUGAUUGGGUGAAAUACCGUUUCAACGUUACAAUGGUUGCCACGUAUCAUCUAAGAGAUACUGGUGGUUUCGGUUACAUUUUGCCCGUCAAUCAAAUCUUACCAUCUUGUGAGGAGACCUUCGAUUCUCUAAUGUCAUUAUUAAGAGAAGCUAGACACAUGAAUGUUAUUUAAGAAAUAUCAAUGAAUAUUUAAAAUUAUAAUAUCUGUUCAUUUAUAACAU